Puntigrus tetrazona (Sumatra barb) is the source of this 1343-nucleotide messenger RNA. RefSeq names its product pyrroline-5-carboxylate reductase 1a (gene pycr1a). Bases 138 to 1100 code for a protein of 320 amino acids. The record is from RefSeq and is a predicted model, not a curated record. Gene Ontology annotation, biological process: L-proline biosynthetic process. Gene Ontology annotation, molecular function: pyrroline-5-carboxylate reductase activity. NCBI's taxonomy places the organism in Eukaryota, Metazoa, Chordata, Actinopteri, Cypriniformes, Cyprinidae. The transcript is spliced from 8 exons.
GGCAAACCCUCCCCCCCGCUUCAGUAAUGGCAGUAUAACUAAACCUCCACGUUCAACGUGAACGACACAAUAAACAAACGUGUAAUAAACUAAAUAUAAGCACACCAGCUCUUCAAAAAGCAUUAUUCCAGGUCACAAUGAGCGUGGGUUUCAUCGGAGCGGGUCAGUUGGCUCACGCGCUGGUGAAGGGCUUCACGGCGGCAGGUGUGAUCGCCACACACAGGAUAACAGCCAGCUCUCCAGACACAGACCUGCCGACUGUCAUCGGGCUGAGAAAAAUGGGAGCAUACUUCACCACCAGCAAUAAAGAGACCGUGAACAAGAGUGAUGUUCUGUUCCUUGCCGUCAAGCCUCACAUCAUUCCCUUCGUUCUGGACGAGAUCGGGCCGGACAUCGAAGACCGUCAUCUCAUCGUGUCCUGUGCAGCAGGAGUGACCAUCAGCUCCAUAGAGAAGAAAUUGCUGCAGUACCGCCCGGCCCCGAAAGUAAUCCGCUGUAUGACCAACACCCCAGUGGUGGUGCGUGAAGGGGCCACGGUGUACGCCACAGGCACCCACGCACAGGUGGAGGAGGGGAAGCUCCUGGAGCAGCUGAUGGCCAGUGUGGGCUACUGCACAGAGGUGGAAGAGGACCUGAUUGAUGCCGUCACUGGCCUCAGUGGCAGCGGCCCAGCCUAUGCUUUCCUAGCUGUUGACGCUCUCGCCGACGGAGGCGUAAAGAUGGGACUCCCCAGAAGACUGGCUGUGCGACUGGGAGCUCAGGCCCUGCUUGGGGCGGCAAAAAUGCUCCUGGAGUCCGAGCAGCACCCGGGACAGUUGAAAGACAACGUGGCUUCGCCUGGAGGUGCUACGAUCCACGCUUUGCAUGUCAUGGAAAGCGGCGGCUUCCGUAGCCUCCUGAUCAACGCCGUGGAGGCGUCGUGCAUUAGAACGAGGGAGCUUCAGCACUUGGCUGACCAGGAGAAGAUUUCUCCCGCUGCCAUAAAGAAGACGACUCUGGACAAGGUGCUUCAGCAGCCGGGGGUGACGGCAGCAGGGGUCGGGGUCAGGACCGGACUCAGCCUCUUUAACAGCGGCACCUCCAAACACAAGAAAAACUGAACCUCUUCACACCGAGGAUGAAACCACUCCAAGAAUUCCAGAUAAGACGCUAAAAUACCAAAAAUACUUUCACUUUUCUUAUAAACUGGUUAAUGGGCUUUUUAUAUAACUUGCACAACGUUCUCACUUUUCUAUAUUGCGCUUUUGUCUUAGGCUAAUUUGGACCAACUCUAUGCAGUAGUUUCUCUUGAUAUACACUGUAAACUAUACACUGUCUAGAAUUAUUAAACUGUGUCUGAAAUA